CGGCUCGGAGCUGUGUCGCGGGCGCGCGCGCGGCCGGCGGAGCCGCAGUUAAAAUGGUCCUAGCCGGACCCCCGCGUUCCCCCAUCCGCCGCAAUGACUGACUGAGCCACCGGGCCAGGGUCGGACUGGUCACCUAGCUGAGAGGCUCGCUCUCUCCGUCGCGUCCCCAAAGCUCGCGCCCAUCGUUCUCCCGUCUUCCCGGGGCAAAGCAUGUAGCCCCAAUCGGGCGCCGGGCUGCCCGCAGCUGACGCCCCCCCCGCCCACCGUCGUGUGUGUGCCUGUGUGCGUGUGUGUGCGCAGGGCAGGCGACCCCGCCGCGGGCCCAAGGCCGAGCCAGCGAGCGGCCUGCCCCGCUGCCGGGAGCCCGGCUCUCCGGGCCUCCCUCCUUCCCGUCCCGGUCCCCCUCCUCGGGGCCUUCUAUAUGGGCCACCUUCUCUCGAGGGAGCCGCGUAACCGCCCGAGCCGGAAGAGGCCUCGCUGUUGCAGCUGGUGCCGCCGCCGUCGCCCUCUCCUCAGGCUACCCCGCCGGACCCCGGCCAAGGCGCCCCCGCAGCCGGCGGCGCCCCGGAGCCGGGACUGCUUCUUCCGCGGGCCCUGCAUGCUUUGCUUCAUCGUGCACAGCCCCGGCGCGCCCGCCCCCGCCGGCCUAGAGGAGGAGCCGCCGCUCUCGCCGCCGCCGCGGGACGGGGCCUACGCCGCGGCCGCCGCCUCGCAGCACCUGGCGCGGCGCUACGCGGCCCUGGCCGCGGAGGACUGCGCUGCCGCCGCCCGCCGUUUCCUGCUAUCCUCGGCCGCCGCCGCCGCCGCUGCCGCCGCCGCUUCGGCCUCGUCGCCCGCCUCCUGCUGCAAAGAGCUGGGGCUAGCCGCGGCCGCCGCCUGGGAACAGCAGGGCCGGAGCCUCUUCUUGGCCAGCGUGGGGCCCGUGCGCUUCCUGGGGCCGCCUGCAGCCCUGCAGCUCUUCCGGGCACCGACGCCGCCUCCGCCACCGCCAGCCGAGCCCCCCACGCCCCCCGAGAUGGUGUGCAAGCGGAAGGGGGCCGGGGUCCCCGCCUGCACCCCUUGUAAGCAGCCCCGCUGCGGCGGGGGGGCCUGCGGCGGCGGCGGCAGCGGCGGAGGCCCUGCGGGAGGAGGCGCCUCGCCGCCCCGGCCCCCCGACGCCGGCUGCUGCCAAGGCCCGGAACAGCAACCGCAGCCUCUCUGCCCCCCGCGCUCCUCUCCCACUUCGGAAAGUGCCCCCACAGAGGCCAGCGGGGACUCGGUCCGAGCGGGGGGCACCGCCCCCUUCCCUGCCCAGCAGCAGCACGAAUGCGGCGACGCGGACUGUCAGGAACCCCCCGAAAACUCCUGCGACUGUCAUAGGGAGCCACCCUCGGAAACCCCAGACAUCAACCAGCUGCCGCCAUCCAUCCUGCUCAAGAUAUUUUCCAAUUUAUCCCUGGAUGAGCGUUGCCUUUCUGCAUCAUUGGUGUGCAAGUACUGGCGUGACCUUUGUUUAGAUUUCCAGUUUUGGAAGCAGCUGGAUCUUAGUAGUCGUCAGCAGGUCACUGAUGAAUUAUUGGAAAAAAUUGCAUCAAGAAGUCAAAAUAUAAUUGAAAUCAACAUUUCUGAUUGUCGCAGUAUGUCUGAUACUGGCGUAUGUGUUCUAGCAUUUAAAUGUCCUGGACUACUUAGGUAUACAGCCUACAGGUGUAAGCAGCUUUCUGACACCUCUAUUAUUGCGGUUGCCUCUCACUGUCCUUUACUUCAGAAAGUUCAUGUAGGCAACCAGGACAAACUUACUGACGAAGGACUCAAACAGCUGGGCUCAAAGUGCAGAGAACUCAAAGAUAUUCAUUUCGGCCAGUGUUACAAGAUCUCAGAUGAAGGCAUGAUCGUCAUAGCUAAGGGCUGUCUGAAAUUACAAAGAAUAUACAUGCAGGAAAACAAAUUAGUCACAGAUCAGUCGGUGAAAGCGUUUGCUGAACACUGUCCUGAACUUCAGUAUGUCGGCUUCAUGGGUUGUUCUGUUACUUCUAAAGGAGUCAUUCAUCUAACCAAGCUAAGAAACCUUUCCAGCUUGGACCUACGUCAUAUCACUGAACUGGAUAAUGAAACCGUGAUGGAAAUUGUCAAGAGGUGCAAAAAUCUUAGCUCUCUCAAUCUCUGCCUGAACUGGAUCAUAAAUGACAGGUGUGUGGAGGUCAUCGCAAAGGAGGGACAAAACCUGAAAGAGCUGUAUUUGGUGUCCUGUAAAAUCACAGAUUAUGCGCUGAUAGCCAUUGGGCGAUACAGCAUGACUAUAGAGACUGUGGAUGUUGGAUGGUGUAAAGAAAUUACGGACCAAGGAGCCACCCUGAUUGCACAGAGCAGCAAGUCUCUCAGAUAUUUGGGACUGAUGAGAUGCGAUAAAGUCAAUGAAGUGACGGUGGAACAACUGGUGCAGCAGUACCCCCAUAUCACCUUCAGCACCGUCCUGCAGGACUGCAAGAGGACCCUGGAGAGGGCCUACCAGAUGGGCUGGACCCCCAACAUGUCUGCAGCCUCCUCCUAAUAGCCCUGCCCACGUGGAGGACCACACAGAUCACCCAUCAGGGCCGAGAGCAAUGGUAGAGUUGGGGUGGGUGGUCUCUUGGAAAGGUUUUAGCUGUCCCGUGUCUACGCGUGUACCUUCACAUGUGUGUGUUUGUGUCUCGUUUGCAUAUUGCAUAGCAUAAGCGCCACUGCUAUUUGUUCCCAGGUGAGCUGGGUUUUUUCUUAAGAAUUAAAGAUAUGGAAAGCCACAAACCUUUUGUUUUUAAGUUCAAAGGUUUAUUUCUCUCUAAAAAAGAUUUUUUUAGUGUAGAAUCAAAAAAAUUGGAUCCAUUAUUUCAAGCUUCUAAUUACUGCCUCAGGAGAUGCCCCCCAGACAAGGCAACUGCCUUCUUUUUUGAUGGGGAAGAAGUGUGCGUUUCUACUGAUGGCGACCAGAACAGGCCCAGCAUUGCACUAAUUGGAAGCCUAGAAACCAGUACUUUUCAAAAUUUCAAGCACAUACACACAUAUAAGUUCUUCUACUCUUUCAUGUAUACACACCCCAAGGCGCUUUCUUUCUAGAUCAUUUUCUGGCACAGGGACCUUCCUCCAGGCCACUGAGGGAGCAUGUCAUUCACUGUGGCUCUGCCUAACUCACUGUGCCCACAGGUGGCCGAUCUGCUGACCAGUGGGUGACUUAGAGACUAGAGAGAAUAAUGCCUAUUGUGAAGUUUUCGCAUGGAGGCAAAAAUCUAGACUCCCCCAACCAGCUCACAAAAGUUAAUUAUUCAUUAUUCUACAAAUGUGUUCUAUUGAGUGUGAGUAUUUCGAGUUUCUUGUUAACAUUGUGUCAGCUUUUAGUUCAUGGGUAGUAACUGGUUUGGAUAUAUUUUAAUGCUAUUUGGAGCUAAUCUCAGCAUUAUGCACAUUAAAGCCACCAGUGUAAUUAAUAGUGUGCAGUUAUUAAAAGAAGAACCUCAGAUCACUUAAUUAUUUUUGUUAAUUUUGGUAAUUAUGAAAGUAUAUUUCUGAGAUUUGGGGCUAGUCGCAUUAUUAGAAGAUUAAUGAGUGAGAUAUAAGUAGACAAUCUAUUGUUUUUUUGUUUUGUUUUUUUUGCUUUGUGCUUUAGGACAGGUUUUUUUGGAUAUAUGCAUGUUAUCAUAUACAGUUCUUAUGCUAGAACAGCAUAAUUUUUAUGCUGUUGCAAAGGUCUUGGUGUUGUAUGAGUUAAGAAAGAUUAGAAAAUCUUUUCAUUAAGAUUAUUAAGAUUCUGUUUAUACUCAUCAGAAAUAAGCAUUUCUUUGUUUAAUUUGCCAGUUUUCAGUUUAGACUAUAUCUGUUAGUAAGUGAAUCUAUGUUUUAAUUUCACACAUCUUUACAAUUAAUUCAUAGUCGUGACUCAGGCUCAAAUAACCUUUCCUAUGUCUAGAUUUAUAAUCAAGACAUCGGGGGCCUUUUUAAUCUAAAGAGUGAUUCUCUUUUGCAGUAGAGUUAGAUACACAAAACCCUGACUUGGGAGUGUAUUAUUUAUUCUUCCCCAGUGUGGACAUAACUGUUUUUUUGGUCUUUAACAGUUAUACUGAGAUUUGAGUUUCACUUUGUAUGUUCCAAUGUUGCUAAAGUGAUACAAGCUGUAAGAAACAAAAAAUAGCUUUACAUUCAAAUGUCAUUCACUUAUUUAUAAUAACUUUUUUUCAUAAGCAACUGUUUCCUUUGAUUAUGUCAACAUGUUUCUUGAUGUGGCAUGUUUUUGCUUUUAAUCCCAAUCAGUUUGGAAAAUCUUGUCACUAAGCACCAAGGGUAUUUUUUUCCACCACUAAAUGGGUUACUAAUUGAAUUCGAAGGGGAUAAAAUUUGUGUAAGAAAAGGAGCUAUUUAUUAUCAAUAAACUACAGUUCUUCUGACACAUGGAACUGUAUCCUCUUCAUAUUCAUCUCCCCACCACUGCAGAAUAUCUUAAAUCACAAUAUUUUAACUGGUUUUUAAUCCAAAACUAAUUUAUAAGACAAUAUGUAUAGUAAUAGUAGCUUGAGUGAAUAAGCAAAAGUUUAAUUUUUAUAUAUGUCACACUAUAUUUUAAAUAGUUAAAAAAGACAAAAGAAGGGAGAGCCAUCAACAAUAUAGAUAGUGCCAUUUCAGUUCAAAGUUGUAAUAAUCUUGGAGUGUCACAGUUUGGUUGUCAAAUGGUUUCAGAAGUGUAUAAUUGAUUUUUUUAAAAAAUGUUGCGUUGUUUGAAUCUAAAGUACAGCACUAUAACACGCUUUAGCUUGGGGUGGGGGUGGGAUGGGGCAGGGGACUUGCACUUAUACUUUAAGAUGUUGACUAAUCCAGAAAGCCUGAUGCAUCAUAACCUGGAAAACUGCUUUGGUAUAUUUGUAGGAAUCUGUAGAAAUAUCAUAUCCAGCCUCAAAGCAUUAAUCUCAAAAAGCAACCAGAAAAAGCAUCACCUUGAAUGAUCCAGUGAUGGUUGUUGAAUGUGUUCUCAUUAGAUGCUUUGAAAUAAGGCUUAAAAUGAUUUUUCUGGGCAAUAUAGACUUUCUUUGUUUUUUGCUUAGAAUGUCAUAAAUAUAUGUGAACAUGUUUAAUGCAGGGCUUUUUAUCCUCUCCAAAAUGUCAACAGUAUUUUCAGAAUAAAGACUAUGAAAUAUA
Messenger RNA from Phacochoerus africanus (Common warthog), 5139 nucleotides. It is a transcript of the gene FBXL17, whose product is annotated as F-box and leucine rich repeat protein 17. Gene Ontology annotation, molecular function: protein binding. The record is from RefSeq and is a predicted model, not a curated record. Gene Ontology annotation, cellular component: SCF ubiquitin ligase complex. The transcript has 9 exons. Bases 422 to 2530 code for a protein of 702 amino acids. NCBI's taxonomy places the organism in Eukaryota, Metazoa, Chordata, Mammalia, Artiodactyla, Suidae. Gene Ontology annotation, biological process: SCF-dependent proteasomal ubiquitin-dependent protein catabolic process.